Molecule: messenger RNA, 1707 nt
Organism: Daldinia childiae
Lineage: Eukaryota; Fungi; Ascomycota; Sordariomycetes; Xylariales; Hypoxylaceae
Product: putative glucose transporter rco-3
Exons: 3
Coding region: 1-1707 (568 amino acids)
Biological process (GO): transmembrane transport; carbohydrate transport
Cellular component (GO): membrane
Molecular function (GO): carbohydrate:proton symporter activity
Source: RefSeq, a predicted model, not a curated record
AUGGCGAUAGCCAUGGGCUGGCACAAACCCGAUAAUGUCGCCGGCUCUUCUGCCCCGGCAAUUAUGGUUGGCCUCUUCGUAGCGACCGGUGGUCUCUUAUUCGGAUACGAUACAGGGACGAUAAAUGGUAUUCUUGCGAUGAGUUCGUUUAAGAGUCAAUUCAACACCGGUUACCGAGACCACGACGGCAGUUAUGACCUUUCCCCUUCUGAAAUUUCCAUCAUCGUCGCCAUCUUAAGUGCCGGUACCGUCGCCGGUGCCAUCAUCGCCGCCCCUCUUGGUGAUUGGAUAGGCCGUCGAAUAUCGAUCAUCGCCUCCGUCUGCGUCUUUUCUUUCGGCGUUAUAUUUCAAGUUUGCGCGGAUGCUAUUCCGAUGCUGUUAGCGGGCAGGUUCUUCGCUGGUGUUGGUGUUGGAUCCGUAUCUGUCCUCGUCCCUUUAUAUCAAUCCGAGAUGGCCCCGAAAUGGAUUCGUGGUACGUUAGUUUGCGCAUAUCAACUUUCAAUAACGUUCGGUUUAUUGGCGGCAUCCAUCGUCAAUCUCAUCACCCAAAAGAUGGCCGGUCCACCUGCAUAUCGGAUUCCCAUGGGUCUUCAGCUCACAUGGGCCUGCGUACUAUGUCUCGGCCUCCUCGUCCUCCCCGAAACCCCUCGAUUCCUCAUCAAACAGGGUAAUAAGCACGCCGCUGGUCUCGCUCUUAGUCGUCUUCGCCGUCUCGAUAUAACACAUCCUGCCCUCGUCGAAGAACUCGCCGAGAUCGAAGCGAACCACGAAUACGAACUCGCACUGGGAACCGCCUCAUACCGUGACCUUUUUAUCGGAACACCUCAUCUUGGCCGUCGGACGUUAACUGGUUGCUGUCUUCAGAUGUUACAGCAACUUACCGGUAUCAACUUUAUCAUGUAUUACGGAACUACGUUUUUCACUACCGCUGGCGUCUCGGACCCUUUUCUAAUCUCCCUCGUCAUGAACGUCAUCAAUGUCGUAUCGACUUUCCCCGGAUUAUUCGUCGUAGAAACAUGGGGCCGUCGGAAAUUACUCAUCGUCGGCGCGCUAGGCAUGGCCGUAUGCCAACUUAUCAUCGCUAUAUUUUCUACCGUUGCUAGUGACUCGCAGAGCUCGUUGGUAGCCAAACUUCUCAUCGUCUUCGUCUCCUUAUUUGUUUUCUUCUACGCCGCCUCGUGGGGUCCAGUGACCUGGGUCGUUACAUCAGAAAUAUAUCCCCUCAAGAUUCGCGCAAAGUCUAUGUCGGUUUCCACGGCGUCGAAUUGGUUAUUAAAUUUUGGCAUCGCCUACGGUACACCCUUUAUGGUGGAAGAAGGGAAUGGUUAUGCCGCCUUGGGGGCCAAAGUCUUUUACGUGUGGGGAGCUUUCUGCGUGCUUGCCGCCAUCUUUGUAUACGGUAUGAUUUAUGAGACGAGCAAAAUUAGCUUGGAGCAGAUCGACGAGAUGUAUGAGCGUGUCCCCUUCGCGUGGAAGAGCAAAGAUUUCGAACCGAGCUGGAGUUUCCAACAGUUACGCGACACCGGAUUUGCAGAUAGCGGUAUCCCACCACCCGAACACGAAUUACAAGCCUCUAGAACGACGACGACUACUAGCGAGAGUGUACAGACGAUACACACCACAGAUUCUAACCCUAAUGACAGCCAAUCGGAAGAGGAUAAGAUAAUAAAUCAAAUGGGUAUGGGUAAUGUCGACUUCAGCUAUUGA